This is a messenger RNA of Aegilops tauschii subsp. strangulata, 1086 nucleotides long. RefSeq names its product BTB/POZ and MATH domain-containing protein 2-like. Gene Ontology annotation, biological process: protein ubiquitination. Lineage: Eukaryota; Viridiplantae; Streptophyta; Magnoliopsida; Poales; Poaceae. The record is from RefSeq and is a predicted model, not a curated record. Gene Ontology annotation, molecular function: protein binding.
AUGUCAAUGUCGGCGCUUAUCUCUGCUCUCCGCGGCGCCGGCCGUCAGCAGCUCGCCGCCGGCACCACUGUCACCACCACGCAGGUUACCGGUUCCUACUUGCUCAGGAUCGACGGGUGCACACUGAAGACGGCCAUCAAUGACACGCUGGUCAAGUCAGGUACCUUCGGCGUCGGCGGCCAUGACUGGCGCAUCCUGUGCUACCCGAACGGUGCGUGGUUGUACCGCGGCUGGCUCUCCCUCUACCUCGAGCGCGCCAACCAUAGCAAGACCGGCGACGCCAUGGCGGAUGUCCGCAUGAGCAUACUCGACCACGACGGCAAGACAAUUACAACCAAAAGUGGCGGCCGGAAAUUCUCGGGCCCCGAUGAUAGAUGCGGCUGGGACGAAUUCGUGGAGACCGAAGCCCUGGACAAGGAGAAGCGCCUCAAGGAUGAUGACAACUUGUCCAUCCUAUGCGACGUCAUCGUCUACGACACGCGCGCCGCCGACUACCGCGCCGGGCUCACGCCCACGGGUACCGUGGUGCCUCUGAGCGAGCUGCACCAGCAGCUCGCGGUGGUCCUGUGGGAGUCCAAGGAGGGGGUGGACGUGGAGAUCGAGGUCGGCGGGGAGACCUUCGCGGCGCACAGGUGGAUGCUCGCCGCCCGGUCGCCCGCCUUCAAGGCGGAGCUCGCGCUGACCACAGCAACGAACAGGCUACACAUCGACGACAUGGAUGCUGCAGUGUUCAAGGCCAUGCUUCUCUUCAUCUACACGGACGCGCUGCCCAAGGAGUUGGAGCUGGCAACCAUGGCGAAGCCGCUGCUCGUGGCGGCGGACAGGUACAAGCUCGAGAGGCUGAAGCUGAUCUGCGAGGAGGAGCUGUGCGGGCACAUCGGCGUGCAAUCGGUGGCCGCCAUGCUGGCGCUGGCGGAGCAGAAUUCUUGCCGCGUGCUCAAGGAGGCUUGCACGGGGUUCCUCUCCGAGCCCGGUAAUCUCAAAGCAGCCAUGGCGACCGGUGAUUUUGAGCAGCUGAAGACGGGUUGCCACCCUGCUCUUAUGGAGCUCCUCAUGAAGCAGUAUAUUGCCGCGAUAGAAGCUUAG